Molecule: messenger RNA, 2609 nt
Organism: Menidia menidia (Atlantic silverside)
Lineage: Eukaryota; Metazoa; Chordata; Actinopteri; Atheriniformes; Atherinopsidae
Source: the annotation of a GenBank genome assembly
AUGAUUGAACGAUCCCAGUGUGUCCUCCGUUUCCUGUCUCGCCGUUUAAGAGGCGGCGUGGAGAUUGCUCACCACCAGCAGACUGCUGACGAGCUUAGCCCGCAGGAUGACACCUGUGGUGGACAGAGGCAGCGUCGGGGGCAUGGUGUGGGCUCACACCCUCCACUGUCCCGUCAGGGCUGCGUUUGCAGACAUCACCUCGCCCAGUUGCUCGGGGCACUUUUGCGGCAGUGGCCAGCGCGCCUCAGCGCGGGCCUGCCCGUUUCCCGCUCAGCCUCAUGGCGCAGCGGGCCAAACCUCCGCUCUGCAGAGUGCAGCUAUCUGCAAUUUCACUUCCUGUGCAGCUCGCAUCGAGACUUCCUGCCUUCCUCCUGGGCUGAACUCCUCUCCCCUGCCUUCUGCCGCGGAUCGCUGAUGUUGGCAUGUACUAAUCCUGCCAGCGGGAUGGUUCUGGAAGCACCGAGCUGUAACGGGCCUUUCCAGCCCGUGGCCCUGAUGCAUUUCAGAGACGUCCCCCCUGCAGAGCAGGAGAAGCUGUUCAUCCAGAAGCUGCGCCAGUGCUGCGUCCUCUUCGACUUCGUCUCCGACCCGCUGAGCGACCUGAAAUGGAAAGAAGUGAAGCGAGCAGCGCUCAGCGAGAUGGUGGAGUACAUCACCCACAACCGGAAUGUCAUCACCGAACCCAUCUACCCAGAGGUGGUCCACAUGUUUGCCGUGAAUAUGUUCAGGACUUUGCCGCCAUCAUCCAACCCCACCGGCGCAGAGUUUGACCCGGAGGAGGACGAGCCCACGCUAGAGGCGGCAUGGCCACACCUGCAGCUCGUGUAUGAAUACUUCCUGAGGUUCUUGGAGUCGCCUGACUUUCAGCCCAAUGUUGCCAAAAAGUACAUCGACCAGAAGUUUGUAAUGCAGCUCUUAGAUCUGUUUGAUAGUGAGGACCCCAGAGAAAGAGAUUUUUUAAAGACCACUCUGCAUCGCAUCUACGGCAAGUUCCUGGGGCUGCGAGCAUACAUUAGGAAGCAGAUUAAUAACAUAUUUUAUACCUUCAUUUAUGAGACAGAGCAUCAUAACGGAAUAGCAGAAUUACUGGAAAUUCUGGGCAGCAUAAUCAACGGAUUUGCUUUGCCACUGAAGGAAGAACACAAAAUCUUCCUCCUGAAAGUCCUGCUGCCUUUGCACAAAGUCAAGUCUCUGAGCGUGUAUCACCCACAGCUGGCCUACUGUGUGGUACAAUUCUUGGAGAAGGACAGCACCCUCACAGAACCGACUGUUAUGGCUUUGUUGAAGUAUUGGCCCAAGACCCACAGUCCGAAGGAGGUGAUGUUCCUCAACGAGCUGGAGGAGAUCCUGGACGUCAUCGAGCCUUCAGAGUUCGUCAAAGUCACAGAGCCCCUCUUCCGACAGCUGGCCAAGUGUGUGUCCAGCCCACACUUCCAGGUCUGCUUCCCGCCCCUGCUAACUCGGUGUGCUUUGGUCGCUCUUGUCCUGUCCGUUGCUCACAUGUAUCUGUGCCGUCAGGUGGCCGAGCGGGCUCUGUACUACUGGAACAACGAGUACAUUAUGAGCCUGAUCAGUGACAAUGCUGCCAAGAUCCUGCCCAUCAUGUUUCCAGCCCUCUACCGCAACUCCAAGACCCACUGGAACAAGACAAUCCACGGUUUGAUCUACAACGCUUUGAAACUCUUCAUGGAGAUGAACCAGAAGCUGUUCGAUGACUGCACCCAACAGUUCAGGGCCGAGAAGAGCAAAGAGAAGGUCAAAUGGAAAGAGCGAGAAGAAGCCUGGGUGAAGAUUGAGAAUCUCGCCAAAUCGAACCCGCAGUUCCUGAUGCACACGGACUACUUGGGAUCGGGCGGUCUGAUGGACAUGGAGACAGAUGGGCCAUCGCUAGACGACGUCGGCUUGCUGAAGAAAACGGUAGAGGAAGAAGCCACACAGAUCCAAAAAGACCAGCGGAGGGAACGGCCGCUGGUGAGGAGGAAAUCGGAGCUUCCCAAAGACAUCUCCACCGUCACGGCGCUGGAGCUGCACCGAAGAGCUGAGGAAAUGUUGACCACGCACGACGCCCACUAGAGAGGACGGCCUCCUCCCCGAGAUCCAGCGUCAACCAGCACCCGCAGAGGAACCACCGGCCCGCCGAGGCCCAGCACAACAGCACCACUCCGGCAUCUGAGUCCAGCCCAGCACAACGCAGAGCAGAGCAGAGCAGAGCGUGGCCCUGCUCGCUCUGCUCCACCAACACAUUCACCUUCUCGCCCAAUUUAGCCCAGGAACACUUCUUCUCCUCCUCUUCCCUCCAGUCGCUGUCUUUCCCCCCCCCCUCUCUCGCUGUGUUUUUUGGGGCACGGUGCUGCCCCCUUCUGGUCAUUCUUCUCAGGUGUUCUCUGUUCUUCUUGCCUCUUCUCUAUCGAUGUCAGGUGCUCGCACCAGUUUGAGCCCCCAGCUGUAACCUCCACAGAGAAUAUCUUUGAGUUUGAUUAUGAGAGAGAAAAAGUUAGAAAAAGAAAAGCCGUCAGUUAGUGAGACACUUUCAGUCGUUUCUGUAUAUUUAAUAUGACCCAUUUGUCUAAAAUAUUUCAAACAAGACAGCUGUUUAUAUUUUUUGCAUA